AUGAUAAAUAGGUCUCUUAUCACCAUAGUGUUGGCUAUAAUACAAAACGUCAGUGCUUUCGAACCUGCCAAUGACCGAUGGCUCUGCCAGCAAGACAACGUUAUCUGUGUCACAUCGUUCGUAUGGUGCUCUACCAUCGAGGAAGAUACUUCGAAGGGAUGUUCCUAUCCCGAGCACACCUGGCCUCAUUCGAGUAACAAUGAUGGCAAAAACCCUGCCAUGGUUCUCUGGGACCAGGAGUAUACGAUCAGUUGGAAGGGAACGGACGACAAGUACCCGACUCUGAUUGAGUGGCACUUUGUGAGAGACACGGAUCGGCCGAGUAACUCAACCGGUUUGGCAUGGAGCAAGAAAUUUAAGAGCAAUGAGAAAUCUUACACGUUCAAGUUUAAGGACCUUGCCAACGACUUUCCCAGCAAGGAUCACGACGACAUCGAUGCUGAGCAAGUCAAAGCUGCCGCCAGUAAUCUCAUGAACAUUUGGUCAGUUUCACAGCCUGAGAGGCCCUACAAGGGUCAGGCCCGAGUCCACGGCAACCCAUGGAUGGACAAAUCUCAACAUUUCAUAGUCAUGGACAACGAUGUGGUGCCAUAUCUCGAGACGCAGCAUGAUCUAGCAAGAAUGAAGGAAGAGAGCAAAUGGCAGAAGGGAGUUGUUAUUGGUAUCGGAGUUGGCGGGUCUCUUCUUAUAGCUGCUGCUUUUGUCCUCGGGAGAUUGACAGGUGGGAAGAAAGUGCAAAAGCGGUCGGGAUACAAAUCGGUUGAAUCGUACCAUUCUGGAUAUAAUCAGGCGUAUCUAGGUGGUCAGUGA
This is a messenger RNA of Fusarium sp. VM40, 810 nucleotides long. NCBI's taxonomy places the organism in Eukaryota, Fungi, Ascomycota, Sordariomycetes, Hypocreales, Nectriaceae. The record is from the annotation of a GenBank genome assembly.